Molecule: messenger RNA, 1734 nt
Organism: Hermetia illucens (black soldier fly)
Lineage: Eukaryota; Metazoa; Arthropoda; Insecta; Diptera; Stratiomyidae
Product: facilitated trehalose transporter Tret1-like
Exons: 3
Coding region: 204-1574 (456 amino acids)
Biological process (GO): transmembrane transport
Cellular component (GO): membrane
Molecular function (GO): transmembrane transporter activity
Source: RefSeq, a predicted model, not a curated record
CCAAGGAAUCUGUCAAAAAUGCAGCCAUUAUUUAACUAUUACAAAUAGAGUUUGUCGUUUUUUUCUGAAAUUUUCAAAACUUCUUCAAAAUUCUAAUUGUAACCCAUAUACCAAUCCGAACCGCUGUUUGUACAAUACCCUCUAUUUACCCCCUUUGGUUACAUACGUCUUCAAAACAAUCCUGCAUGAAAAUAGUCUAAUUCAUGGGAAAACAUAUACACAACCUUGCGGCCAUAUUUGCAGCCUGUUUGGGUCUCUUGGUGGGUUCAUCAGUUGCCUGGCCAAUACCAGUGGAAAGAAAAAUUGUAGACGUUGAUGACCGCAAUUUCCACGUCACUGAUUGUGAGUUUCACUGGAUUGCAUGGUCGGCCGAAAUCUCUGCCAUCGCUGGAUGCCUUGCUGCUGGAAUCCUUUUACACUUUAUUGGACGGAAACUUACUAUUUUAGCAUCGUUCAUACCUUAUGCUAUUGGAUAUGUGGUACUGAUAUUCGCCGCGCAAAAAUGGAUGCUGUUUGUUGGUAGAAUCGUUCUGGGGCUGUCAAUGGGCUGCAUCUCCACUGCAGUCCCUGUUUACAUUGGCGAGCUUACACUGAAGGAGGAGCGCGGAUUAUUUGGAUCAAUUUUUUGGUUGUUUUAUUAUGCCGGAAUUUUCAGCACAUACCUUAUUGGGUCUUACGUCUCCGUGUUCGCCCUCAACAUUACUUUGAUUCUGAUGCUGAUCUUUUUCCUGCCGUUCGUUGUGGUCCCAGAAUCUCCCUUGUAUUUGCUUCAAAUAGGGAAGAAGAGGCCACCGAGAAAGUUUCAACAUAUCUUAGGCGAUGGGCAAUCCGAAGAGGAGAACCAGGAGGAAAUGGACGAAGCUGGUGGCGACCCAAGAGAUUUUAGGAUGAAUCCGUUCAAGAACUCAAUUGGAUUCCGGUCCUUUAUCACGGUUGUUACAAUUAUGUUCCUCCAGCAACUAAGCGGCGUUCAAACCAUCAAAUACUUUGUAAAACCAUUUUUUCUGAUGAUGAAACAAUCAUUCAACACUCAAGUCGGUGCGACUAUCCUCAGUGCAUUAAUGCUCGUUUCUAUAUUGAUACCGAUGUUCCUAGUAGACGCGAUAGGUCGGCGAAUCCUGCUUUUUGCUUCUGCACUCCUUAUGACCGUUAGUUCCACGAUGCUUGGGUUCUUCUUUUGUCUCUCCGACUUCCAGCCCGACUCAACUAAAACAAUCGAAUUCACGGCGAUUUUCUUUUUGUUUCUACUUGGAAUGGCCUUCAAUGUGGGCUUGGGUCCGAUUCCAUGGAUCAUCAUGGGUGAAAUAUUCACGCUUGACAUUAAAGUAAUUGUCGUCCCUACAGCUGCUGGCAUGCAUUGGCUCAUGGGCUUUCUGGCUCAAGUGGGCAUCCAAUACUCUUCGAAAUACCUAGGAAUUGGGUUGACCUUCCUCCUUUGUGCAUUAGUUUCAUUGAGCGUGUGUAUGUUCGUGAUGUUCUUUGUGGUGGAAACAAGGAAGCGAUCGCGGAAUGAAAUCGUGAAAGCCCUACAUGGAAAGGAUGACCGAAUCAUAAGUCGAGGUCUUGUGGCCUAGCAAGGAAAAUUCUAGAUUUUAAGUUGUUCUUGUUUGAAAGUAUCCAAAGAUAUGAGUUUUUACAACGCAAUAUGUAAAUAUUUCUGUAAUUUCAUAAAUUUUUAAAAAUUGUUAUGAAGUAAAGCAGAAAACUUAAAAAUAAACUGGACUUGGAUAAGGA